Colossoma macropomum (tambaqui) is the source of this 1601-nucleotide messenger RNA. RefSeq names its product transmembrane protein 184ba (gene tmem184ba). NCBI's taxonomy places the organism in Eukaryota, Metazoa, Chordata, Actinopteri, Characiformes, Serrasalmidae. The transcript is spliced from 4 exons. The record is from RefSeq and is a predicted model, not a curated record. The coding region runs from base 268 to 522 and encodes 84 amino acids.
CUCUCCGUGGGUUGUCGCUGGCUUCAUGGCUGCAACUAGUUAAUUCUCAACUGAUGGAUGAUAGUUCUCAGCAGAGCAAACGCUCAUAAAGGACGUUUGGAAAGAGAGCAAUUUCACAAGAUCUACAUGCACACAGUUCUCCUAACGAGCAGAGACAUGUAAGGCACAUCCUCUUUAUUGUGUCCAUCUAUGCCUUUGUCUAAUGGCUCAGCCUCCUCUUCUUCACCAAUGACCAGUACGUCUACUUUGACACGAUAAGGGACUGCUAUGAGGGCUGCAUAUAAAGGCUCUGUUCCCAUAUAUGGACAGUAUGGUCGAUCGGCCCCCAUGAAAAGCAUUUCAGGUAGCCUGAAAGAGACUAUGAAACAUGGGGACAUAGUGCAGGACGCCAUCCACAACUUUUCUCUUCAGCCUAUCAGCAAUAUACCCAGCAGUCGACCCUGGAACAGAGGACCACCACUCAGACAGCCACAGCUCUGUCAAUGCCUGGGACAACGAGAAAACCCUCCUGAUCAAUUCUGAUGAUGAGUUUUCGGUCAUUUAACCCUUUUGUAGACUGCUUUAACAUACACAUAAGUACUCUUAGGUCUCUAGGACAGGGUCUAUGCUGCUGUGGCAUAUACUGGUAGUUUAAGUACAGCUGAUUUAUCUUGGGGACAGAACAUUAUAGAACCAUAGGACAACUAGUGUUCAAGGAUUUCCAUGUUGGAAGCUGUCAAGAGUGAAAUUGUUAAAAUUAUUGCUGUUUACUGUUGUAUUUGUUAUGAAACAACAAAGACUUUAGUGAAAGCCUUUUGGUAUGCUCUGCCUUGGAGGUUUAUUUUAAGGAUUUUUAACCCGAUUAGACUUUUUAAGUAAUAAAUUAGCAGUAUUUAGACAGCUUAAUAAAUGGCAAUUGCAUUUCAUGCAUUUAUACUUAAACUUUGCUGGUUACAUCUACUUAUAGAAAGAAUUCAGAAUCCCUGUAUAUAGCCUAUAUGUGAGGACUGUAAAAUAUUACAAAUAAGUGAUAUAACAGCAAAAGUUCAGUCAGCAAUGCUAAUGUUGCUAACCAUCAAUGAUAUAAGGUAAUACCCAUCAAUUGGUAUUAUUCUGAUGACAUUAUGCUACUUGGUGAAUACGAGUUUCCAUUCAUUGUUAACUAUGUUUAGCAUACAACCCCAUUUCCAAAGAAGUUGGGAUGCUGUGCAAUAUGUAAAUAGAAACAAAAUGCAAUGAUGUGUAAAUCAUUUAAACCCUGUAUUUACUUAAAAAUAUAGUACUAAGACAACAUAUCAAACGUGGAAACUGAGAAAUUUAAUUGUUUUUUGAAAAAUAUGUGCGCAAUUAGAAUUUAUGCCAACAACACGUUCCAAAAAGUUGUGACGGGGGCAACAAAAGGCUGGUAAGGUCGUGUAAUGCUAAAAAACACCUGGUGGUUGAUUGGCAACAGUUCAGUAACAUGGUAUGGAUAUAAAAAAAGGAUCCCAGAGAGGUUGAGUCUUUUAGAAGUAAAGAUGAGGAGGGGUUCACCACUCUGUGAAAGGCUGCAUGUUCAAAUAGCGCAACAAUUCAAGAAUAACAUUUCUCAACCUAAAAUAGCAAAGAACUUUUGCUUUUCA